Molecule: messenger RNA, 1351 nt
Organism: Aphanomyces invadans
Lineage: Eukaryota; Oomycota; Saprolegniomycetes; Saprolegniales; Verrucalvaceae
Exons: 2
Coding region: 31-1227 (398 amino acids)
Biological process (GO): zinc ion transmembrane transport
Cellular component (GO): plasma membrane
Molecular function (GO): zinc ion transmembrane transporter activity
Source: RefSeq, a predicted model, not a curated record
GUGUGAUCUGUCAUCAUACUUGAUAUUACCAUGGCCGGAGGAGUCUUCUCGCAAAACAGUGCUGAAGGCAAGCUUCGCGGCGCGUGUGCUGUUGCACUCCUGCUCAUGGCUGCCGAAUUCAUCGGUGGCUACGUUGCUGGAAGUCUGUCCAUCAUGUCCGACGCAGCGCACAUGCUCACGGAUGUGUUGAGCUUCAUCAUUUCGUUGGUGGCUCUGCGGCUCUCCAAGUUGCCUCGCACGGCUACGAUGCCGUAUGGGUUUCAACGAGCCGAGGUGCUUGGGGCGCUGGUGAGCAUUCUGUUCCUUUGGGUCGUCACGGGUAUCCUGGUCAAAGAGUCCAUUGUUCGCAUCCACAACAUAGCAGCAAACAAUGCCGAAGCAGCCGAAGACAUUGUCGACGGCAAAACAAUGUUUAUCAUUGCAGCAAUUGCACUUGUGGUGAACGUCAUUUUGAUGAAGAUUCUGGGUCAGCAUGGGCACUCCCAUGGCUCACACGGACACGCCCACGGCAAUCACGGACACACCCACAGCAACCACGGUCACUCUCACCAUGGCUCAUCGCACAGCCAUGACUCUGGCCAUGGGAACGCAAUGGACGAAACAGUUGACCCAUCUGCGCCGUACACACAGCACGACGAGCAUACUGCUGAAGAAGUGGCCGCGAACAAGAAUCUGAACGUGAAAGCCGCGUACAUUCAUGUCCUUGGGGAUUUGCUUCAGAACAUUGGCGUGUUGGUGGCAGGGGCCGUGAUCUGGGCCAAGCCGUCGUGGAAUGUGAUCGAUCCGAUUUUGACAUUGGUAUUUGCCAUGAUUGUUGCGUACACGACUGUCGGAAUCUGCCAGACCACGUUGCGCGUGCUCAUGGAAGGCACUCCCGUGGAGAUGGACACUGCCGAGGUCGAAGCCAUGCUGAGAAAUCUUCCGUAUGUCCACGAAGUACACAACUUGCGCAUUUGGUCGAUUGGGUCAGAUUCCUGUGCCUUGAGCGUACAUAUCGUCCCCACCAACUCGAAAGUCGACGCUACCACGGACGCACAACACCACGUGCACGAAGCCAACAUUGACGGUGCUCCUGCUAUCUGUUAUGGCUUUGUGCUGCGUCAAGUUGAGCGAGCUGUGCAAACACGUUAUGGAUUCAAGUAUACAACGAUUCAAGUCGAAGACAACGAUUAUGUAUGCGACGACACAACGGAUAGUGUUGUGCCCAAUGCACAAAGUGCCGUUUAGUCAUUGUACAUGGAGAUUACGACCACAUCUGUGGCAAUUCAAAUAUUUCGUGAGAAAGGACGACGACUACAUUGUACUCGCGAUACGUUUAGAUACGAUUGUACAUACACCAGUUGAAAUUUGC